Molecule: messenger RNA, 3189 nt
Organism: Amblyraja radiata (thorny skate)
Lineage: Eukaryota; Metazoa; Chordata; Chondrichthyes; Rajiformes; Rajidae
Product: probable E3 ubiquitin-protein ligase TRIM8
Exons: 6
Coding region: 279-1382 (367 amino acids)
Molecular function (GO): zinc ion binding; protein binding
Source: RefSeq, a predicted model, not a curated record
UCUCCUAAACUCCAAAUAGUUGAGCUCUAAUUUCUUUAGUCGUUUGUGACAGGACAACGCUUUCAUCCCAGGCAUUAGCCGCGAUUGGAGUGACUAGAAUGAGGAGAGGGAGGGGGAGGCAGCGCUGGAACAACGCUGUGAGACGGGAGCGCCGGGCGUCUGACGGACCGAUCCGCCUCUGUAGAUGAGCGGAUGCCGGAGAUAGUGCGGCGUCUCUGCCCACCCGCACCCAGCCGCCGCGACGUGCAAUCCCGCCCAUUGCAAAUCCCGCCUCGGCCAUGGCAACUGCCGCAUCGCAGCCGUGGCAGGGCGAGGAGCCCACCUGCCCCAUCUGCCUGCAGGUCUACGCCGACCCGGUGGUGCUGGGCUGCAAGCACCGCUUCUGCCGCUCCUGCCUGGCCGAGGCGACCGACGGCCGCUGCCCCGAGUGCCGGGCGCUGGAGUCCGGUACCGGGGCCGCUGCCGGCCCCGUGCUCUGCAGCUACUGCAGCCGCACCAGGCAAGCUGCCGUCAAGACGUGCCUCAAGUGCGAGGCCUCGAUGUGCCCGCUUCACCUCAAGCUGCACACAGGCAGCGGCGUGUUCCGCAGCCACCCGCUGGUCGACACGGCCGCCGACCUGUCCGCCUGGAAGUGCGCCGAGCAUGAGAAGCUGCUCGACGUCUACUGCAAGGACGACGGCGUGUGUGUCUGCACUCUCUGCACGCUGAUCGGCCGCCACCGCGGCCACCGCUGCGGCAGCAUCAGCGAGGGCGAGCGGGAGCUGCGGGCCCAGUUGUACCGACACCUCAAGACCAUCGAGUGCAACACCGCGUCCGUGCAGGCGGCCUUGAGCGACCUCCACACACAGAAGCUCAACACGCAGAGUCUGAUAACAGAAACUAAAAGGGAAGUCAAGGAGAAGUACGAUGAAUUGAGGAAACACAUUGAGAAUGAAGAGCGCGAUGUUUUCCUGUGUCUCGAUAAGGAGCAGAGCCGGGUGAUCGCAGCAAUUGACAUUCAGAUCUGCAAGCUGGAAAAGGAAAUUAAAUUCUUUGGGAUGUGCCUGGUUAAUUUUAAUGACCUUUCACAGAAGACUGAGAAGCUUUCAUUUAUACAGGGAUUCAGUUCAAUGAUAACCAGGAUAAAGAAUGCAUCCGCACCAUUCAAGUCACCUCAGCCUCAUCCUUGCCUGGAUAAAAUAAAACUGGAUAGGAUAAAAAAUCACACGCAGAAAAAUUACGAGCUUAUUUCCCAGGUGAAGAAGGACAGGGAUCGUCUAAUCUCCUUGUAUGCCGCGCGACCUGCCAAGUAUUUCCAGCAUUUUUUGUUAUCGUAUGUCAUUGCUACACUGUGUGCUAAGUACCAAUGGUGUAACUAUGGUAAUAUGUUGCCAUGCUUGUAGCUAUAUAUCAUCCAUGCAUUACAUGGAAAAUGGCUUCUGGCGUGCUUCAUACAAGGAGAAUAUCGGCCUGCAAGGACAGCUAAUAUUGUGGUAACAUUAUUGAAGAGGUAACUGGAAGAUUUGUUGAGGGCAAUGCCUUUGUUGUAGACUGGAUGGAGGCAUUUGACAAAGAUCCAAAUGACACAUUGAAGGGUAAACAUCGUUACAAUCCAAGGAAAAGUAGGAUGUAAGAUGAAAACUUCCGUUAGCGGCUGAAGUGAAAGUCAAUGGUGGUGUUAGUGGCUGGAGGGUAGUAGCAGAGUGGUUGCAGGCCAUUGAGCCCUUGAUUUUUAUGGCAUAUGUUACUGAUUGGACAAGUGCAGAGGACAUGAUUAAUUAAUUUGUGACUGUCGAUUAUGACAACAAAGGGUCCAGACUGAGGCACGGUAUAAAUGGACUAAUUAGAUGGGUGUAAAAAUGGAGGUCAUGGACAAGGGGAGGGUAAAAUAAUUGUUUGGAUACUAAAAUGUGUGAAGUAACAGAGGGACCUCAGAGAGCAGGUGUACUGAUCCCUGAAAGUUGCAGGAUGGUGAGAUAAGGUGAUAUCAAAAGGUAAUGCAGGAUAUUUGCCAUUAUUAGAUGAUGCAUAGAAUAUAAGUUCAGAAAGGUUACCUUUGAAUUGGCUAUUGGUUAGAUCUCAGCUGUGAACACCACUCCACAGGAAGGAUGUGAUAUUGUUACCGAGGGUGCAGAGGGAUUUAUGAGGAGGUUUAAAGGGUUGGAAUCAUGAAAUGUUGACCAGGCUGGGGUUGUUUACUCAUGAGUAAGGUCCUCUCUGGAUUAUGAACGGAUCCUGCAUUUGGGAGACUGUUGGGGUGGAUUUACUGUCUGCUGUGGGACUACAGGCAUCUUCUGCUGGACAGGAACAGGGCAUUUCUAUGUACCUUUCCACCACCUUUCCCUGAGCCAUAACCACCGGGAGCUGGGUGGAGCUGAACAGAGCUGGGAGCGUUGAGCAGACUCGCUCACUCAUUGAGUCAGUAAGGCCGGCUGGUGGCCACUCUUCCCUCGCCUUCGCACUCUCCCAUCACAGCUGUUUCUGUGAUCUUCUCCCACACGCUACCUUUUAUUUCCAACCUACAAACAGUUUGGGUUGCAAACAGUUUUCAGGAAUGGAACCCUGUGGUAAACCCAGACUAAGGAAAACAGGACAACAAAAAUAUAAUGGACUGAGAUGGGAAUCCCAAACUAAGACUUCAUCUGACAUCUGGAUAACCGUUGCAAAGUAAAGGGUGCCUCAGUAAACCUUGACAAGAGAACCCUACGGACUAUCUCCUGCACUACCAUGGUCUUGCUUUGAAUUGUGUUUCUGCACUGAUGUCUUUUUGCACCGUCUUUUUAUUUUACUGUCUUGGAUGAUUAUGUAUAAUUUAUGUUUUUCUAUGUUGUUGAGUCUAUGUACUGUAAAUAAGUUUUUCAUUGUACCUGUACCUCACUGUAUUUGUGCAUAUGAUAAUAAAUACAUGACAGACUGUAUCUGACUUUUCCCCCAAUUCAGAAGCACAGGGGGCAACUUCAACACAUAUUGUAGCUCCCUGGCAGGCAUCAACUUUCUGAUCAUUUCCCAUUGGCUAAUGGGAGGUGCAGCUCCAUCAUACAGAUCAGCCAACGGCUUCCUGUAUUGGGACAUAAAUAUAGAAUUACAACUUCUCUCGACCUCAAGGCAGAGAUGGUGGCUUCCUGUAAGGCAGAGGCUUCAUGCAGACUGUGACAACUGUAAUAACAACCAGUCUCGGACAGAAAUCUUAGAAUUUGGGGUUCAGUGAUG